Molecule: messenger RNA, 1302 nt
Organism: Plasmodium knowlesi strain H
Lineage: Eukaryota; Apicomplexa; Aconoidasida; Haemosporida; Plasmodiidae
Product: NEDD8-activating enzyme E1 catalytic subunit, putative
Exons: 1
Coding region: 1-1302 (433 amino acids)
Biological process (GO): protein neddylation
Cellular component (GO): nucleus; cytoplasm
Molecular function (GO): NEDD8 activating enzyme activity
Source: RefSeq, a predicted model, not a curated record
AUGGUACAUAUGCGUAGGGAAAGAAAAAAAAAAAAAGGCGGGUUAAUCAACCGAGGCGAAGAGGUUACAUACACACACAUACACAUGGACUCAACGAAGGUGCUAGUGGUAGGAUGCGGAGGACUGGGAAAUGAAGUCGUGAAGAAUCUUAUACAUCAGAAUGUAAAGGAUAUAACCGUCGUGGACCACGACACAGUUGAAUUGAGCAACUUAAGCAGACAAUUUUUUUUCACAUGUGAUGACAUUGGAAGAAACAAAGCAGUCGUGAUUGAAGAGAAGAUAAAGGAAAGGUACCCCUACAUCAAUAUCACUUCCUUUGUACAGAACGUAGAAUCUUUCGAUACAAAUUUCUUUGAGAAUUUCGACUUUAUAAUGGGUUGCCUGGACAAUAUAAGCAGUAGGAUGUACCUGAAUAAUGUAGUCUUUACUUUGCGCAAGGAUGUCAUUUACAUCGAUGGUGGAGUGGAGGGUUUUCGCGGAAGUGUUAAGAUUGUGGACCGAGGGAGCCACUUCGCUUGCGUGCAGUGCACCAUCGGCAAUUACGCCGGGGGGGGAUACCAGCUGAACGACCUUGGGGGGGAGGGUAUAGGUGAAGCCGAUACUGUGCCCGUAUGCUCCAUCGCAGGAAGACCAACGAACUUCACCCACUGUGUCCUGCACGCCAUGCACGUAGCAUUUGAGAAAAUCAGGAAAGAGAAACUCAACGUGAACGAUAGAACGCAUGUGUUGUGGAUUCACGAAGAAGCCAAAAGGAGAGCUAAGCAAUUUCACAUCGACCAUGAAGACUAUCACGUAACCAGACAGAUCGUUCAAAACACAAUCCCAACGACCAUCAGUACACUAAUGGUUACUUCUUCACUAAUGACAUGUCAAAUACAAACCAUUGCUUCGCAAAUGGGUAGAGGAAAUCUACGUGUGGUGUCAAAACGUUCACUGGACUACAGCGACAUCCUCUAUGUAGGAGACAACGGGUUCUACUUGCUCCAUUACAAGAUAUAUAAGAACCAACAAUGUAUCAUAUGUAAUAGAAAACGGAUUCAUGUUGUUUUUAAGAGGAGCGAUAAAUUCAGUCAAUUUGUUGCAUACAUAAGGAAAAAGUACGGACUAGAACAAAUGAGCAUUUCCACAGAUUCUACCAUUCUCUUCAUGGCGUCCAGAUGGUUUGUUGGAAAGGUCUACGAAGAGAGGCUGAGUACCACAUUCGGGCAGCUGGUAGACAGUGGCAAGGUGAAAGAGCGAGACCAACUGAAUGUCCAAACGGAGGGGGAAAUUAGCUUCCUUGUCCUCCUAGAUUUGGAAUGA